Molecule: messenger RNA, 987 nt
Organism: Eublepharis macularius
Lineage: Eukaryota; Metazoa; Chordata; Lepidosauria; Squamata; Eublepharidae
Gene: GNG10
Product: G protein subunit gamma 10
Exons: 3
Coding region: 11-217 (68 amino acids)
Biological process (GO): G protein-coupled receptor signaling pathway
Cellular component (GO): heterotrimeric G-protein complex
Molecular function (GO): G-protein beta-subunit binding
Source: RefSeq, a predicted model, not a curated record
CAGCCGCAGCAUGUCUUCCAGCUCCAGCCUCAACACCCUGCAGCGCCUGGUGGAGCAGCUGAAAUUGGAGGCCGGCGUGGAAAGGAUCCGGGUCUCUCAGGCAGCUGCGGAGCUUCAGCAAUACUGUAUGCAGAAUGCCUGCAAAGAUGCGUUGCUCGUUGGAGUCCCUGCGGGAAGCAAUCCAUUUCGGGAGCCCAGAUCCUGUGCGUUGCUGUGAAGAGAGGGAAGGUUAAGUUCUCUUCGAGCAUGAGAGGAAUCCCCGCAGCCUUCUUUUUUUCAACAUCUCUCUUGAUCCUUACUUUUGUGUGGCCAAAAUGGUGUCUUUAGAUAACUGUUAGUGUGUUUGAUCAGUCUUUGUUACUGAUGUUUUGCUAAUUAUAAAACAUUUAAUAAGGAAAAUACUUCCCCAUGGUAAUCGAGUCCCCUUCCUUUUCUACACGUGUUCCUCUGAGAUGUUUACACUUUAGAAAAAAGGGGAUCACCAAAUCAAAAUGUCUUGCUCUUUUGUUUUGUGGUGCCUGAAUGAGACGCUCUUUAGCGGCCUUUCUGGUUUGUGUUUUCUAAACAAUGAUGUGCACUGCGGUCAUGAACCAGCUAAAGUGAAGCCCUUUUAAAUACUGCCAUUCUGUGCUCACUUAGUCACUUACAAAACUUAGUGGGAGUUGUUUCUCAGUAAAAGUACGUAAGACUAGGCUGCAUGUCUCAUUGAUUUCAGUGGGGAAGCACAUUUUUCCUUUUUCAGUCAAGUACUUGCUUUAAAAGUGCUUAACUUUGGCUGGACUGUGCCCAGUUUUUGUUAGAGAACAGUGCCCAUCUAUUCCAUAUGGAGGACAAUUUUUCUUGAUAAAAAAUGAGGUUUUACUAUUCCUGAAGUCUGUGGGUGACUAUUUACAGAAAUAGCUGGUGCCAUCUGUAAUACAUUUGCCACAUAAGAACCGAUGUAUUUUUAUUUUUUAUUACGCUUCUAUAGAAAACUGUUCCUUUGAA